UCCCAAACAGUGGAGGAGCAGUGGAUCAGGAGGAUGUCGGAGCAGCAGAGCACCCCAGAGCAGUUUGGUGCUGGCAAGAGCCAGGCCGGCGCUGGAGCCACAUAUAAGGUGGUGGUCUUUGAGUUUGAAAAUUUCCAGGGCUGUAAGGCGGAGUUUUCUGCAGAGUGCAAAGAUGUUAUGGCGAAGGGACUGGGGAAGGUUGGCUCUUUGAUCGUGGACACGGGGCCCUGGGUGGGAUAUGACCGGCAAGGGUUCACAGGGGAGCAGUUUAUUCUGGAAAAGGGCGAGUACCCCCGCUGGGACACCUGGACCAACAGUCAGCGAAGCUUCUCCCUCCUGUCUCUGAGGCCACUUAAAGUGGAUAGCGCUGACCACAAGCUACACCUCUAUGAGAACCCUGGGUUCACUGGCAGGAAGAUGGAGAUCGUUGACGAUGAUGUCCCGAGCCUGUGGGGCCACGGUUUUCAGGAUCGUGUAGCGAGUGUCAAGGCCCUCAAUGGAACAUGGGUUGGCUACAUGUUCCCAGGCUACAGGGGCCGCCAGUUCAUCUUCGAGCGGGGGGAUUUCAAGCACUGGAACGACUGGGAGGCCCCGUCUCCCCAGAUCCAGUCUGUCCGACGUGUGCGGGACAUGCAGUGGCACAAGAGGGGAUGUUUCAUCGUUCCCGACCCCGCCCCAGCCCCUGCUCCCGGCCCAGACCCUGACCCGGCUCCGGCUCCUCCCGCCCCUCCUGCGACCGCUGGGGCCAGCUGAGCAGGAUCCUCAUCCGCCUCUCCAACUCCAACUCUGCCCCAAAGUGCCGGCCCUCUGCCUGAACCCGACCAUGGCAAACACCGCUUGUGCCCAGCGACGAGCGCCAUGUGUGUUUUUAGUGGCAAAUAAAGGUUGUUUCACCUGGAA
Molecule: messenger RNA, 900 nt
Organism: Fundulus heteroclitus (mummichog)
Lineage: Eukaryota; Metazoa; Chordata; Actinopteri; Cyprinodontiformes; Fundulidae
Product: beta-crystallin B3
Exons: 5
Coding region: 34-753 (239 amino acids)
Biological process (GO): visual perception; lens development in camera-type eye
Molecular function (GO): structural constituent of eye lens
Source: RefSeq, a predicted model, not a curated record